This is a messenger RNA of Sclerotinia borealis F-4128, 2406 nucleotides long. The record is from the annotation of a GenBank genome assembly. Lineage: Eukaryota; Fungi; Ascomycota; Leotiomycetes; Helotiales; Sclerotiniaceae.
AUGCCACCAAAAGCAUCUUCAUCGAAAAAGGAGCGACUUACACUUGCUCAAUUAAGUUCAUACGACGACAUUCUAACAGAUGCGCUUGUUGAUCAAGUUUACUACUGGACCAACAUUCGCAAAAAUCGCAUUGCAUACCAUUCAUCCCGUGGGGUUAGAGAGGAAGAUGUGACAAAAAUCCUCCAAAAUGCAGUCAUUGUCGAAAAGAACCCCGCAAAAGCAGAGGCGCAACUUUUAGCACUCUCGGGUCUCAAGAAAUUCCAUCAAAAUCUCAAUUCGGAGAAAGAGAAGGAGGAAUUUCGGCGCCAUCUGAGAAAGUACAUCAAUAUCUAUCUCCCAGAUUGCCCAUUCGAAGUUUCGAGCACGAAUCGGUAUACGGUUGUUACACACGAAGCGGCAAUUGUUGCACGGAGAGAGAUUAGAAAAGGAGAGGUGGUCAAGUAUCUUUGCGGAAUUCAAGUAAUAAUGACACCUGAGGAGGAAGCGCAUCUCGGUGUUAGUCGCAGAGAUUUUAGCAUUGUCAUCUCAAGCCGCAACAAGGCUGCAUCGAUUUUUCUCGGACCAGCUCGGUUCGCGAAUCAUGAUUGUGGCGCAAAUGCUCGUUUGCUGACCACCGGAAGUGCUAGAAUGGAGAUCGUUGCAGUUAGGGAUAUCGAAAUUGGGGAUGAAAUCACCGUCACAUACGGGGACAACUAUUUCGGCGAAGAUAAUUGCGAAUGCCUAUGCAAAACUUGUGAAGACAAUCGCCAAAAUGGAUGGGCCCAGGGCACCGAUGACGGUAAUGGGUCUAUUCCCAAAUUAUCGAUUGAAAAGGACCCGGCGCUCCUUGACGCACCCGGUUAUAGUCUUCGGCGCAGACGACCACUCGCUUCCUCAGCAUCUGAAUCACGAUCUGUAUCCAUGACACCUGACGUCAAUUUACGGCCACACGUACCAAAGUUGCCACCAAGGUCGGGCAGAUCAGCUUCGUCGACUAAAAAUGGACGCUCUGCUGCUAUGAAUUCACCUUCGUUGGGGUCAGCUCAUUUCGAAUCUCAGGGAGACGAACCCAAUGAGGAUGAUCAUCUAUCACCACCAAAACCAUCAAAGCGAAGAAGAGUACCUAGCGAGGAUGAUUUGCCAUCGAGCACCCCGAAAAGGCGGCGGGCAUCUCAAGAUAUUGAGCGUUCACCAUUGGGACUUUUGCAUGGGGUGAACAGAAGUGAUGUACUCAGAUCCCCCGAAUCAGAUAUACUCCAAGAAAGCCUUUUGGUUGAAUGGGGAGAACCUGCAACACCAGCAGUACCGGAACUAACGAUAGAUCGCGGAAGGUCUCGACCAUCAAGGUCAAGCACACUUAAGCGAAAGAGAGAUUCUGAGGAACCAAUGAUUUCUCCAUCAGAAAACACCAAGAGACUGAAUACUCAGUUGAUUGUUAAAGUGGAAGAGUUUACUCCAAACACAUUUUAUGGGAUUAACAGGGAUUCCGCCUUACCAAGUUCUGCCUCAGAAUCUAGAAGAGACAGUCUACAAUCCUCACCUUCAGGCGAAGGGAUAGGAGAAACCGAUGCGACGUCAGUUGAUGAAGAUACGAUUGUGGUGCAUGAUGUGAAACCUUCUUCCGCCGGUCCUAAACCUAAACGACAAGGUUAUGUGAAGAGAGGAAACCAUGGAGGUCGAAGACGAGGACCAUUAUGGGAGAAGGAAAAGUUGUUGAAGGGGAAACAUCCCAAAGAGAUACCAUUAGCGACCCGAAAAGUAGUCAGUGCUCCAUUAGAAGCUGUUCUUAUCAGUUCAAAUACCAGCAGGCAACAUCCAGCAUUGCAAGAGGAUGCAGAUUCAUCCGUGCUAUCUGAUCUUGAUUCCGAUGUGGAACUUGACGACUCAACGAUGACAAUCUCACAGAGGCACUCACAACCCAAGAUUCGACGACGUCGAAGAGGGGUAGUUGCACCACCAACCACAGAUAUUGAUCAUGCGCCCAAUGUACGAAUUCCCGGUGACUACGUACUUACACAUACACUUCUUGCCGAACCAGCAUCAGCAUGGAUCAACUGUAAGAUCUGUGAAGAACCCUUCGUCCAAAAAGACGCCUACUUUACGCGCUCCUCGUGUCCCAGAUGUGAACGGCAUAGUAAGCUGUAUGGAUACAUGUGGCCAAAAACAGACAAAGAGGGUAAACAUGAUGAGGAGGAAAGAGUCACGGAUCAUCGCACCGUUCAUCGCUUUAUCAAGCCUUCCGAGGAGAAGAUUAUUAGGAGGCAGAGUGGACGAGGGAGUACAGGAAGUCGAGAUGUUACAACGGAGGCCAGUGUGACUCCGGUAGCGACAGUCAGGGGUGAUGGGGAUAAAAAAUCAAAAGGGAAUACAUUAAAGGUUUAUGGGAGGAGGAGUGAGAGAAGUAGGAGAGAUAGAUAUACCAUGUAA